Molecule: messenger RNA, 1009 nt
Organism: Zophobas morio
Lineage: Eukaryota; Metazoa; Arthropoda; Insecta; Coleoptera; Tenebrionidae
Product: ADP-ribosylation factor GTPase-activating protein 1-like
Exons: 11
Coding region: 72-749 (225 amino acids)
Biological process (GO): regulation of ARF protein signal transduction; regulation of endocytosis
Cellular component (GO): Golgi membrane
Molecular function (GO): GTPase activator activity
Source: RefSeq, a predicted model, not a curated record
UAUCUGAACUUCUUGAUGAAUUUAUAUUUAGUAGGUUAAUUGUUACUGUAUAAAACAUUUCACUUAAAGCUAUGAGUAUCUUGACUGAAUCUACUAUCAAACAAAUUACAAGUCUUGCAGGCAACGACAAGUGUUUUGAAUGUUUUUCUUAUAAUCCCCAAUGGGCCUCUGUAAAUAAUGGGAUUCUCAUUUGCCUAAAUUGUUCAGGAAUACAUAGAAGUUUUGGUGUACACAUAAGUUUUGUGCAAUCACUAACGAUGGACUUUUGGAGCGAAAAAUACUUGAAUAUGAUGAUGUCCGGCGGAAAUCAAAAGUUUUUAGACUUUUUACUUCAGCAUGAAGAGUAUUCCCCUGAAAUGACUAUUAAAGAGAAAUAUCAUACAAGAGCCGCUCAUCUUUGGAGGGAUAAAUUAAGUGUUGAAUCGAAGGGGGAAGUCUGGAACGAAAGUUUGUCUCCUGCUAUGAAUGUUCCGCUCUUUGUCCAUCAGAAAGUUCAGAAAAAUAGCGACUCCAAUUUUUUUAACAACAGGAUUGAAGGAUUUGGAUCGUUAAGAGAAGAAUGGAAUAAUAGAAUUUUUCCGGAAGCUUCCUCUUCUUUUACUAGAGGAUGGAACAUUUUAUCGAGCGCUGCGGUAAGGUUUGCCUCUGUUGCAGGAGAGAAGAUCUCCCAAACGUCUCAAGAGCUCAACGACAACGUUCUUGUGCCCACGACUCAGAGGAUAAGAGAAAGCACGCUUGGUUGCCAGUGAUGUAAACAGAAGUAUAAAAACAACGCUUGACCGUAUCAGCUCUUCAGAACCUGUAAGGGUUGCAAGAGGGAAAGCUUCAGAGUACUGGCAUUCGUUAGCUGGCACGAACGAUGCACACCAAGCACGGGAGGAAGACCCUGAAAACCAAUAAGUUAAAAAGGAAUGCUGAGAUGAACACUUUUAUUAGCACCACGGGGGCGGGCGGUUGUAUAGCAGAUUUAUUUGCUGCUCAUGUUUUGCUUAUUCCAUUCAAAAUCUUU